Messenger RNA from Protopolystoma xenopodis, 681 nucleotides. The record is from the annotation of a GenBank genome assembly. NCBI's taxonomy places the organism in Eukaryota, Metazoa, Platyhelminthes, Monogenea, Polystomatidea, Polystomatidae.
AUGUCGAAACACUCUGAUAUCGUGGCUGCCUUCCAGCAGCACCUUCCACUGCUAACUGGUUGCCCUGUGGUCGUCAUUCCCGGCUCGGACAAAUUGACGCCAACUUCUCAGCCGCACGGCUCUGAUACCGAUCAACGCAGCAUCGUCGCCUCCACUGAGAUCGUUUACGCCUGCUCCUGCUCUCUCCACGCAGCCGUCUCGGAGGCCGGCGACUCCAGCACAAAUGAGCGUCCAGAGGCAGGUCCAAAUAUCCUGAACCCGACAUCCAAUGUUUUCCUGCGCUCAAAGGGACACUUGACUGCCUGGCAAUCUACCGACACCAAUUGUGCUGCUGGGCUCAAAGGCGCCAGUACCGGCGGCAGUUGUGCCUCCCGACUCGACAAUGCCGGCGACCUCCGACCCGUACAUAAGGCCCAUUUGGGCAGACUGCUGGCUGCAGACACCGAGCUCCGUCUGGCUGUGAUGGUGAUCCUAAUGAAGCUGGCGGACAUCUCAAAUGAAUCCCGACCACUGCAUGUGGCAGGCCAUUGGUUGGAUAGACUGCUUGAGGAAUUCUCUACCCAGGUAACAGUUCUGCAUUAUUCUGGGCUGUUUGAGGCCACUGCAGGAAAUGGGGACAUGGGAAUUGUGCAUUUAAAUAGAUUCCUCAAAAUUCCACUCAUCUUUAUACAAACUUAUUAG